Molecule: messenger RNA, 858 nt
Organism: Prinia subflava (tawny-flanked prinia)
Lineage: Eukaryota; Metazoa; Chordata; Aves; Passeriformes; Cisticolidae
Product: UDP-glucuronosyltransferase 1A1-like
Exons: 2
Coding region: 1-858 (285 amino acids)
Molecular function (GO): UDP-glycosyltransferase activity
Source: RefSeq, a predicted model, not a curated record
AUGGCCACAGGGCUCAGUGCUUCUCCACCAGUUGUAGUUCUGCUCCUGUCCCUGCUGGGUGUGGCUACUGCUGGGAAGCUCCUGGUGGUGCCAGCGGAUGGGAGCCACUGGCUCAGCAUGCGGGAAGUGGUGGACAUCCUGGGGCAGAGAGGACAUGAGGUGGUCGUGGUGGCACCUGAAGUCUCCUUGCACAUCAAGCCAUCAAAGAACUUUGUGAUGAAAAUGUACUCGGUCCCCUAUACACAGGAAGAGUUGGAGACAGCCUUCCAGGCCUUUUUUCAUGGUUCAUUUGAGGAAGGUUGGAUUUUUAAGAGAUUUUUUAAAGUAUACAAAGGUAUGAAAACCCUCACUGACUGUUGGAUCACCAGCUGUGAGCAGCUGCUGCAAAACAAAGAGCUCAUCAGGUACCUUGAGGAGACCAAGUUUGAUGCCAUCCUUACGGACCCUGUAGCAACAUGUGGAUUGAUCCUGGCUGAGCAUCUUUCACUUCCUUCCGUAUAUUUCUUACGAGGAGCCCCCUGUGGGUUAGAUUUAGAUGCCAGGCUGUGUCCCAAUCCUCCUUCCUAUGUGCCCAGGGCAUUUUCAGACAAUACAGACCGCAUGACCUUUCUCCAGCGGGUGAAGAAUCUACUCUUUGACAUCCCAAAUGUUUUCCUCUGUGAUUUUGCCUUUCAACCCUACUCAAAACUGGCUUCAGAGUUCCUGCAGCGGGAGGUGACUGUGCAGGAUCUCUUACGCAAGGGCUCUGUUUGGCUCCUGAGGUUGGAAUUUGUGCUUGACUAUCCACGACCCUUGAUGCCCAACAUCAUUCCAAUUGGAGGAGUAAACUGUGCUCACAAGGAGCUACCACAGAGAUAG